Messenger RNA from Solanum verrucosum, 1410 nucleotides. Its product is annotated as plasmodesmata-located protein 2-like. The record is from RefSeq and is a predicted model, not a curated record. Gene Ontology annotation, cellular component: plasmodesma. The transcript has 5 exons. Gene Ontology annotation, biological process: plasmodesmata-mediated intercellular transport; transport of virus in multicellular host. The coding region runs from base 125 to 1027 and encodes 300 amino acids. NCBI's taxonomy places the organism in Eukaryota, Viridiplantae, Streptophyta, Magnoliopsida, Solanales, Solanaceae.
AACAGCAAAUAAACCCUUCAACAUUUUCUCAUUUUCACUAUUCAAAAACCCAAGCUUAAAAUCUUUAUUUAAAAAAAAUAAAAUACCAACAACAAUGGAAUAAUUCAUCAAGAAUCCACAAAAAAUGGGUUUGCCCACAAAGCCAUUUUGCAUAUUCUCUCUUUUCUUAGUUAUAUUUACCAUUUUCAAGCUAACCCCACAAGCUAAAUCUGAUUCUGAUUACACUAACUUGAUUUACAAGGGUUGUGCAAAGCAAGAUUUGUCAGAUCCAUCUGGGGUUUACUCACAAGCCCUUUCUUCCCUUUUUGGCACUCUUGUUUCACAGUCUUCAAAGUCCAAGUUCUAUAAGACCAGUACUGGUAGUGGACAAUCCACAAUUUCUGGUCUUUUUCAGUGUAGAGGUGACCUUUCUAAUGUUGAUUGCUAUAAAUGUGUUAGUGGUUUGCCAAUACUCAUAGAUAAGUUAUGUGGUAGCAAGCCUGUUGCUGCAAGAAUCCAGCUUUAUGGCUGUUACAUGCUCUAUGAGGUUGCUGGUUUCCCUCAAAUAUCUGGAAUGGAGAUGCUGUUCAAGACUUGUAGUGGGAAAAAUGCUCCAGGUAGUGGGUUUGAGGAAAGAAGGGAUACUGCUUUUUCCACAUUGGAAAAUGGCAUGGCUAGUAGCAAUGGCUUCUACACAACAAGCUAUCAGUCUGUUUAUACCAUGGGGCAAUGUGAAGGGGAUGUUGGCUCCGCUGAUUGUGCUGAUUGUGUGAAAAAUGCUGUCCAAAAAGCUCAGGUGGAAUGUGGAAGCUCCGUCUCUGGGCAAAUCUUCCUGCACAAAUGUUUUAUUGGUUAUAGUAAUUCUCCAAAUGGGGUCCCUAGAACAUCAUCGUCGUCUUCAGAUUGGUCCCCUGCUUCAUCUUCAGGGUCAGGGCAAAAUGUGGGGAAGACAGUGGCUAUAAUACUAGGAGGGGUAGCUGGAGUGGGGUUUAUACUCAUAUGCGUGCUGUUUGCAAGGAAUCAAAUGAAGAAACAUGACGAUUAUUGAAGGAGUCAGACUUGUUUACUAUGACCGGCAACGCUUUCCUGAGUUCAUUGCAUAUGUUUUAUCCCCUCAACUCGGAAAGGUGAAAAAGAACUGAGGACACGGGGAUGGCAAGGAAGUCUUCGAUGGUUCAUUUUGUGAUAAAGAAGGGAGAAGAGAGUCUUGUAUGCCUCAGAUUGUCGGAGUUGGCCUCACUUUUGUGAGUAAGAACUGAUUCUUAGUUUUUUACUGGAUCGUCAACUGGCGUAUAUUCAUCCUAGCUUGCUUUGUAUUAAUCUCUGGAACAUCUUGUAUUACCUAACAGCAUAUUUUGCUAACUUGCACAAGGUUUAUGAUUCAUAAUGAGCAUUUGGCCUGUGGAAACUUUCUGAGUAAAUAUGAGCUUA